Haliotis rubra (blacklip abalone) is the source of this 3441-nucleotide messenger RNA. Its product is annotated as cytochrome P450 2J5-like. Bases 330 to 1583 code for a protein of 417 amino acids. The transcript has 8 exons. The record is from RefSeq and is a predicted model, not a curated record. NCBI's taxonomy places the organism in Eukaryota, Metazoa, Mollusca, Gastropoda, Lepetellida, Haliotidae. Gene Ontology annotation, molecular function: oxidoreductase activity, acting on paired donors, with incorporation or reduction of molecular oxygen, reduced flavin or flavoprotein as one donor, and incorporation of one atom of oxygen; iron ion binding; heme binding.
ACGAGGUCAGAUGACGUGUGACCCAGUUCGGAAAUCAGCUUGAUUUUUAUCCGCCGUAAUCCCAACUCGAGUGAGCUGAAUGAAAAUGGCGACCCUGCCUCUCGAUUUGAUAGAACCACAGACUCUCCUGGUGACAUUAGUGGCGGUAGCUGUGGCAUACUAUCUGUUCUGUUCCUCUUCACACGAACUUCCACCUGGCCCUAGAGCCUGGCCAGUUAUAGGCAAUCUUCUCGACCUGGGGGAAGUAUGGACGCACCAAAGUGCAUUUGUAUUAUUCUGAGCUGCAGAAAAAGUAUGGGAACGUAUACAGGAUAUAUUUCGGGAGUUCCAUGAUGACGAUUGUAAAUGGAUAUGAACCUGUGCACGAGGUGUUGGUGAAGCAAGGCGGGGUGUUCAGCUACCGUCCGACCUGGUUAUACUCCACAAAACAAGCAACAAAGAGAGCGAGAGGAAUCAUAUGGGGGGACGGAGAGGAGUGGAGACAGUUACGUCGAAUGACCUUGGGGGCAUUACGUGACCUUGGAGUUGGUAAAUCACCCCUUGAGGAACGUAUUACUGAAGAGAUACAUUAUUUGAAAGAAGUUCUUACGGACCUAGACGAACAUCCAGUACAGAUCAGGAAACUAUUGACUCGAUCUGUGGCCAAUGUCAUUUACAGCGUAGUGUUUGGUUCAAGAUUUGAGUACGAUGAUCUAACGUUUAAGUCUCUCUUGGACAUCACAGACAACUUGUUCCGUACCCAGGGUUCAAUGGCAGCCAUCAAUGCUAUUCCAUCCCUCAGGCACCUCCCGUACUUCAAAAAGUUGAUGCGUCCGUACUUUGAAGGCAGUAAUAAGAUGUCUACGUACGCUGAGACACGUAUUGAAGAACACCGAUGUACCUACCAAGAAGACGUGGAACGGGAUUAUGUCGACGUCUUCCUCAAAUAUGAGGCUGAGAAUCCUGAUUCCACUGUCUAUACAGCUUCCAAUAUGACGCGGUGCAUUUUGGAUCUAAUCUUGGCUGGAACAGAGACAACUUCCGGUACAUUGGAUUUCGGGGUCCUGUACAUGAUAAAGUACCCGGAUGUUCAACACAAGUGUCAAAAAGAGAUAGACAGGGUUGUGGGAUGCGGGCGGGCAGUGCGAGUCUCCGACCGGCCUUCCCUAGUCUACACUGAAGCCACAAUAAUGGAGAUACAGCGCAUGUCGUGUGUUGCUUCUGCAGGUGUUCUCCGUACAAGCCCAUGGGAUGCCUGGGUGGGAGGGUAUCGCAUCCCCAGGAACACCCUGGUGUACACCAACAUCUACUCGGUACUGCACGACCCAGAUGUAUGGGGGGAACCCCAUAUCUUCAAACCGGAGAGAUUCAUCACCCCCGAAAGGGAGAUAAUUUACCCUGAUCCGUGGAUUCCGUUUGGUGGAGGUCUCCGGAUGUGUGCAGGUGAGAUUCUGGCGAGGAUGGAACUGUUUCUCUUCUUCUCGAACCUGCUGCAGAGCUUCCACUUCUCCAAGGUCGGCAACGCUGAACCCGACAUUGACCCUGAGUUUGGGAUGACAAUGACUCCAAAGUCGUACGAGGUCACAGUUCAGUCCAGACUCUAAUGACAGUCAGCGAUGCUUGUUCCUUCUACAACAGCUCCCUCUGCAAGUUUAUUCACAGACAGGUCACAGGUGACCUCUUACAGCUAUACACACGAUACAGACUUGCCAUUUAAGCCAAACUGCAUUGAAGUGACAGUCAUGAAGCGCAUUUGUGAAGUCCUUCUCUUGAAAAUCAACAGUGUUUAAGAUUAUCGGACCCGUUACCUGAUCGGAUUUCCUGUAUAACACUACUCGUUAUCAAAAUGUUUAUACAAAAUAUAUUGUAUUUAGAUAUAUAUGACAAGAUGUCCAUAGCUAAUUGAAUCAAACGACUAUAUAUCAGAGUAUAACAGAUUCUAAGCCAUGUAUUACUGUAUAAAGGUGAGACUUGUUCAGCCUAAACAAUGAGUUCUUCCAGAUCAAAUCCCAGUUUCACCUUGUUACAUCUAUUAACAUGCUGGGUAAUAAUAUUGAUCGUUCAUUUGACAAAAUCACCUGAAUCUGUAUUUGUGUGUAACCCCUACCUCUACCUGGAGUGCCUAAAUAUCUGGAUGUAGUUUAUCCAAAAUUUCAGAUUUCUACCUAGGUCUAAAUUCUAAAUAGAAAUAUAGAAUACCAAAGAGAAUCUCCCAAAGCCAAACCAAGAACAGGUAUGUAUCAUGAUUCGUUUAUCCAGACAUUUCUCAAUCGGGGCGGUUUUACUUGGAACUGUGCUGUCCCAACAAUCAGUAUGUUACUGCAUUAACUAAAUAUGUGUGCUUCUCUGUGAUGGAGUCUGUAAACCGUCUUCCGACGUUAGCUCAGCAUCCUACACGUGGGCUACACGUGACAGAUUCACUAGGAGAGUCACGGUCCGUGUUACAGUCCACCCUGUCUAAAUCGGACUGGUUUUGGAAUUACGCUGCGUCAGGUUUCAACUGAUGUCCGUUCUUGAGUAAUUGAAUCAAGUAAUCCAUUGAAUAAUUUGUAACCUGAUUUGUGCCAGUAUUUUAAACAUUAUGUAACCUUUUAUUUUUUAAACUUUGUUUAUUGGUAUUUUAAAACAAAUGUGAUAUUUGCCUUGUUGUGAUUCCAUGUAUGUAUAAUAUUGUGUUUAUUCUGCCUCUCGUAGAACCUAACUCUUUUGCAGAAGUACUUUCUAACGUGAUUUGAUAAUGGAAUUGGUGUGAGGCAGGUGUAUUUUUAUAGCUAUUUCUUACUCGGAAUUGCAACCAUUACAGUAGACUAAGGCUUAGUCUCUGAAUGUAUAUAUAUAAUUUUGAUAGUAACAAACAAGCCCAUUUACAUUGAAAAGGAGCCCUAGGGAGACCAGAGAUUCAGAACCUGAGGAAAUCUAGACUUGCUUUAUUUAGGGCUUUAGCACUGGAGAAAGGGCUUGGCAGUAGGGAAAUUAAUGUGGUUCAGGGACUGUGAGACAGACUACCAUUACAGAUGAGACGUGCGUUUCAUUUUACUUUCAUUUAAACUUAUAUUUAGUUUUAUCUCGCGAGAUGACACCUCACUUAGGGCGGUCUGCAGCUUCAGUCGCUUGCCAUAGGGUCAUGAUUAUGCAUGUGGUAUUUCACGUUGUUUGUUGAGGGCCUCGCAUGUUGGAUUUGAUGGUAUGGUAUGAGCACUGUAAAACAGGUAACGAUCAACGAAGCCUUCUAAUUGUGUGGCAAGUGAUAAUUUCAGUCAUUUGGGGGUCUUGUUCACAAAGUGCUUUUGUUAACAGUUACAUUGAACCGAAAUUACACUAAAGAUCUUACCAAAAGAAUUCCCGAAAUCGUGUUCAACCCUAGCAAUUCAUAUCUCAUUUUGACUUAUGUACGAAUAAUAUACCCUAAAGGGUUUGAAGUCCUGAACUUAUGAUAGAUAAUAAAGGCAGAUUCUUGUGUAA